AGAAGAAGAAACAUUAAUGUGUGACGUCAUUAUAGGCGCGCCAAAUCCAACAAAACUAGGAAGAGUGUUGUCAUAGUUGAAAAGGGUAAGAGUAAAUUUUAGCCAGUGGUCAUGGAUCUCAGUUCCUUUGAAAUGGACAACUCUGUCAGCUGCCGCCUGGCUUCUCAGAUCCCUGAUGUCUGCAGGACAGAGGACUGCUGUUUGGGCAUUGACGAGGCAGGAAGAGGGCCUGUGCUGGGGCCCAUGGUAUAUGGAAUAUGUUUCUGUCCAGUUUCCAGAAAGGAAAAACUGAAGGAGUUGAAAGUGGCAGAUUCAAAGACCCUAACAGAGGCAGAAAGGGAGAGGCUUUUCCAAAAACUGGAUGAAUCUAGAAAUUAUGUGGGCUGGGCACUGCAGAUUCUUUCACCGAACACCAUCUCCACCAGCAUGUUACAGAGGACUAAAUACAACCUGAACGCCCUUUCACAUGAUACAGCUAUUGCUCUUGUGCAGUAUGCCUUGGACAAUGGGGUACAGCUCAAAGAGGUUUAUGUGGAUACAGUUGGCCCAGCAGAGAAGUAUCAGGAGAAACUCUCUCAGCGGUUCCCGGGGAUCGAGGUGACUGUUAAGCCAAAAGCGGACUCCCUCUUUCCCAUCGUCAGCGCAGCCAGUAUCUGUGCAAAGGUUGCCAGGGAUCGUGUUGUAAAAGGAUGGAAAUUUAAUGAGGACCUGGGAGACGUGGAUCCAGAUUAUGGCUCAGGAUACCCAAAUGACCCCAAGACUAAAGCGUGGCUGUUGAAGUACCUGGACCCGGUCUUUGGUUACCCUCAGUUUGUUCGCUUCAGCUGGAGCACUGCCCAAACCCUGAUGGACAGCAAAGCGGUUCCUGUCCACUGGGAUGAUGAUGAGGAGGAUGGGGAGAAGGCGGCACAGCGGCAGAACAACAAGUCUAUGCUGUCAUACUUCAGUGCUUCAGCGGGGGGUAAUGACCAAAGCCAGACCCACAAGACACACCGGUUCUUCACUGAGCGGAGGUUGAGGAGCCUCAACACACUUUGAAGACACACUAAAGGAUGUGCUUACACACACAGUAUGAUGAGCUCUUUGGGAGCUCUUCAUAUACAACCAAAUAGUUUAGCUUUUGUCACUGGGAUGGACUCAAAUACUGCAGAGGUGAUCACCAGUGCAAACUUGGAACAGUCUGUCCAUUUUUGUCCUGUUUGCAUCCAUGUUUAUACAUUAAAAAAAACUUUAAAAACACA
Monopterus albus (swamp eel) is the source of this 1241-nucleotide messenger RNA. RefSeq names its product ribonuclease H2, subunit A (gene rnaseh2a). Gene Ontology annotation, molecular function: RNA binding; RNA-DNA hybrid ribonuclease activity. Bases 112 to 1038 code for a protein of 308 amino acids. Lineage: Eukaryota; Metazoa; Chordata; Actinopteri; Synbranchiformes; Synbranchidae. The record is from RefSeq and is a predicted model, not a curated record. The transcript has 9 exons. Gene Ontology annotation, biological process: DNA replication, removal of RNA primer; mismatch repair. Gene Ontology annotation, cellular component: ribonuclease H2 complex.